GUGGAUAGCAGAGCUGAGUCAAUUGACAAGAAAAUCGCUAGGCUUGAUGCAGAACUAGUGAAGUAUAAGGAUCAAAUGAAGAAGAUGAGAGAGGGGCCUGCAAAGAAUACAGUAAAGCAGAAAGCAUUGAGAGUGUUAAAGCAGAAGCGAAUGUAUGAACAACAGAGGGAUAAUCUAUCACAGCAGUCUUUUAAUAUGGAACAAGCUAAUUACACUAUUCAGGCACUGAAGGAUACAAAGACAACGGUUGAUGCAAUGAAACUGGGGGUGAAAGAAAUGAAGAAAGCUUACAAGCAAGUCAAAAUUGAUCAAAUUGAGGACAUACAAGAUCAGUUAGAGGAUAUGAUGGAAGAAGCCAAUGAAGUCCAGGAGGCACUGAGUCGUAGCUAUGGAACACCAGAGAUUGAUGAAGAUGACUUGGAAGCAGAACUGGAUGCAUUAGGUGAUGAACUUCUAGCUGAUGAAGACAAUUCCUACUUAGAUGAAGCUGCAUCUGCUCCAGCAAUCCCAGAAGUCACUCCUACUGAUACAAAAAAUAAAGAUGGUGUACUGGUGGAUGAAUUUGGAUUGCCAAAGAUCCCUGCAACAUAAAAAGCACGAUGGAUAUAAAGAACUAUACUUUACACAUAAUUUUUUUUUUUUUUAAAUUCUGGAAAACUUGUUCUUCCAGUGUAACCUUAGUAUCACUACAUCCUAGAAUGCAGUAUGUAUGGCUGGUGGUUUUCUUUCUUUGAAGAAAGUUGUUCUACUACUGACUUUUCUAUUAAUGGACAAUUCGGCACAGUUGCCUGCAGUGGAAGCAGUUGGGCUCGUAGGUUUUCAUUUCGUGUCUCGGUGAAGAGUAGUGGUGGCUGUCGAUAGCUGAGGCUGGUCCUGACUUGGUGUUCUGUUUGUCUGUCCCGGCACUCGGCCUGUGCUGCUGCUGACUCUGUACAACAGCU
Messenger RNA from Apaloderma vittatum (bar-tailed trogon), 941 nucleotides. It is a transcript of the gene CHMP5, whose product is annotated as charged multivesicular body protein 5. The record is from RefSeq and is a predicted model, not a curated record. The annotation marks the transcript as partial. Gene Ontology annotation, cellular component: multivesicular body. The transcript is spliced from 7 exons. Gene Ontology annotation, biological process: vesicle budding from membrane; late endosome to vacuole transport via multivesicular body sorting pathway. NCBI's taxonomy places the organism in Eukaryota, Metazoa, Chordata, Aves, Trogoniformes, Trogonidae.